Molecule: messenger RNA, 1289 nt
Organism: Pseudomyrmex gracilis
Lineage: Eukaryota; Metazoa; Arthropoda; Insecta; Hymenoptera; Formicidae
Product: lymphokine-activated killer T-cell-originated protein kinase homolog
Exons: 5
Coding region: 129-1118 (329 amino acids)
Biological process (GO): signal transduction; protein phosphorylation
Cellular component (GO): cytoplasm
Molecular function (GO): ATP binding; protein kinase activity
Source: RefSeq, a predicted model, not a curated record
UGAAUAAUCAAUUGCGCGCAUGCUUGCAUCAAUCAGACAAUUUAAAAUGGUUUGAGCGAGUGAUCUGCGAUCAACGGUUUCGUGUUGCGAUUUUUGUGAUUUUUUGAUACUUUUAAAUUGUAAUCGACAUGGCUGAAAUCAGUACGCCACUAUGCAAAAAAAAAGUUAAAAGAAUUAGUGAAUUAAGUACACCUGUAAAAAUACCAGCAUCACCUCUCAUGAAACAAAUCGGCUUCGGUACCGGAGUUGGUGUAUAUCUUUUGGAAAGAUCAUCAAGGGAACAAUCACCAUGGGCAAUAAAAAAAUGGAUGCGGAAAAGGAGCAACGAAGAAAACUUUAAACGUCUUCAAUUUGAAGCACGAAUUCUACGCAAAUUAAAUCAUCCAAAUAUUGUAGGAUUCAGAGGAUUUAUGAAAGGAUUGGAUGGAAAACCUUGCUUAGCUAUGGAAGCAAUAUCCUCAUCUCUUGGUGAGAUGAUUGAGAAAAGGAAAGAGAUGACUGACGAGCCAUUUCCAGCUAAGAACAUUGUAAAAGUUGGUUUUGAAGUGGCAAAAGGACUAGAAUAUUUACAUCAUACUGCACAUAUUUUACAUGGAGAUAUUAAAAGUCAUAAUAUCUUAGUGUCUCCUAAGUUUAACAUAGUUAAAUUGUGUGACUUUGGACAUUCUUUAUCAUUGACACCAUCUUUGGGAGAAGAUUCAACAGGUGUUACUGCUUAUGGUGGAACACUACCUUGGUUGCCUCCUGAAGUUAUAUUUGAUGAUGAACCAGUAACAAGUGCUGCUGACAUUUGGCCAUACGGUAUUGUUUUGUGGGAAAUGAUAUCACUAAGCGUACCUCACUUGGGUGAUUUAGAUACAACUGAGAAUGAAGAUUCGAAAGAUGAUAUAGAUGAUAGUGAAGUUGAAAGUAAAUAUGGUACACGUCCAGCCUUACCUACUAUUGAUCUCAAUUUGAGAAAAUACAAAAUUGUACUCCAGAUAUUCUACAUGUGUACCGAGACGGAUUAUAAAUUACGACCCACCGCCCGAGCGUUGGUAAAACGUUUUCAAGAUCAUUUGGAUAGUAAGAAGUUAGCACGACUUUCUCGACGAGAGUUGACUGAAGAAAUUCAAUGAAUAGUAAGAAACAAAUAUAAGAAUGUCUAAGCUUUUAUAGUGUAAACAAAAUAUGCAUAAUAUUAGUACGUACACUAUUAUAUUUUAUUUUUAUAUAUACGCUAUGUAAUACUAAAAGUAUUAAGUUUACUAUGAAAAACCAAAAAUAUAAUUUUUAGUUAUAGGUUUUUA